GCCACCGCUGCAUCAGCCUGCACGUCUCUGUCCUCGCGCAGGGCGUUCAGGCUUCUUAGCCUUCGCCUGCGCUGUCAGCUUUUCCCUGCCCGCGAUCAACCAUGGAUGUCAACUCCCUGCUUUCUGUGCAAAGCAACGUGGAGUCACCACUGAUGCAUGAAGGUUCAGAGCCACAGCUGAUCACCAGCAGUACAGCAGGCAACCUGGCCGGCUCCAUCACAGCCUGUAAAAAGGUUCUUCGAAGCAACAGCUUGCUGGAGUCCACAGACUACUGGUUGCAGAACCAAAGGACGCCUUGCCAGAUUGGGUUUGUGGAAGACGAGUCUGAAAACUGUGCUUCCGUCUGCUUUGUGAACCUGGAUGUCAACAAGGAUGCCUGCAGCACAGAAAACCUGCAACAG
Messenger RNA from Grammomys surdaster, 401 nucleotides. Its product is annotated as A-kinase anchor protein SPHKAP-like. NCBI's taxonomy places the organism in Eukaryota, Metazoa, Chordata, Mammalia, Rodentia, Muridae. The transcript is spliced from 4 exons. Gene Ontology annotation, cellular component: cytoplasm. Gene Ontology annotation, molecular function: protein kinase A binding. The annotation marks the transcript as partial. The record is from RefSeq and is a predicted model, not a curated record.